GAAGAUCAAGACGUCAGUCGGAGUCCUCCUCAUUCACGACGACAUAGAGGUAUGAUGUCUGACAUGGUCUUGCCUUGGCUUCUCGUACGCUGGUUGCACAGCACCUAUCUAAGUGGUCGACCCCAGCUCAGCUGAGAACUGGAGACAAAUCCCCUCCGCGAUUCAUCGGACUCGUCUCGUCAUCUCCACCCCCCCUCGUCCUAGUAGAUUACAGACUAUCCUCCUCUACCUAGUAUCACAUACUAUCAAACACUAUAUAACCAUUCAUACAUCCACCAGCAGCCCUCUGUUCCUGAGUCCCCGCCAUUUUCCCAGUCCCCUCAUCAACCUCAAUCACAUCAUCCCUUCCAUCAUUUUUUCUUCUUAAUCCAAAUCAGCAAAGAUGUCCUACAACAACUUCGGCGAGCGUGAUAAUGAGUUCGGCUCCCAGCGUGGUGAGUUCGGCUCUGAGCGCGAGAAUGAGAGACGGGGCGAGUAUGGCCAGGGCUCCUCCAACUACGGCUCUGAGGACCGUGACAACGAGUACGGUUCUUCCAACUAUGGAUCCAGCAACCAGAGCUACAAAAAUGACGCCGGCUACAAGGGCAACGCCGAUAGUGACGAGCCUUCCCGCUACGGCUCCAGCAACAGCUAUGGCUCUAGCAACAACAACAGCUAUGGCUCUGACAACAAGCAGAACAACUCUUCUGGUGACGGCGGUUUCGUUGGCAAGCUUACUGGUUUCAUGGGCGGCUCCCAGAACAAGAACGACAACGACAACCAGCAGCAGUCCUCCAACAGCGAAUCCAAAGGCGGUUUCAUGAACGCCUUCAACAACAUGGCCGGUGGUGGUGCCAAGGGUGAGAAGAACGAGGAUCUCCUGGACAAGGGCAUCGACUUUGUCCAGGAAAAGUUCCUCGGCCAGGGCCCUCAGAACAACGAGAGCGCCGUCGAGCAGGCCAAGGACAAGAUGAUUGCCCAGACCAUCCGCGAUGGCUACAAGAGCUCUACUGGCAAUGAGUUCCCUAUCAAGAGCAAGGAUGACAACAACUCGGGCAACGAGAAGAAGUUUGGUCUUUUCUAAACCGAAUAGGUCUUGAUGUCCAACCAAAGGAAAAAGGCAUGGUUUGUUUAUGGUGAUUGGGUUAAUACUCUUUGAUGGCAGAGAGUGGAAUUAGAUACCUGAGUAUCGUCACGAGUUUACGACAUUUCUAAUACCGACCGGAAAGGAGACAAGAUAAGUCUCCUAGUUUCUCUCACGUCCCUGAAGUUUCUCUCUUGAUGAACAUAGUUUGUGAUCUCGAAUUGAAUUUAGCUCUUGUACUCG
Molecule: messenger RNA, 1306 nt
Organism: Neurospora crassa OR74A
Lineage: Eukaryota; Fungi; Ascomycota; Sordariomycetes; Sordariales; Sordariaceae
Exons: 2
Coding region: 383-1063 (226 amino acids)
Source: RefSeq, a predicted model, not a curated record